UAGAGCAAGCUUCUUCAUAUAAAUAGAGGAAGGAGGCCUAUGUAACCUCCUAUGUAUUUGUCUUUAGCAGCUCUGAAGUUCACACACUUUGAGAUAGAUUUAUUCACACAGCUUUUUUUGAACUUUUUUUUUCAUUGAAGUGUGUGCGUGAGCUGUGAAGAGCUGGGAUGGGUCUUCCUCAAUCACCACCAAGCUCACCACCCCAUCUGUAUCCUCAGGCACUUCAGCUCAAGCUUUACCAGGCCUUCAUAUUCUCCAUCCCUAUUCUCUUCUCCAUCAUUCUCUUCUUGCUCUUCUACUUGUUCUACCUCAAGAAGAGGGCCUCUUCUCUCUCCUCUCCCCAGCCCGCCCUCCCCAUAUCCUCCGACCGAGCACCUCCUUACAUCUCCUCGCCAUGCCAAUUGGGAUCGAAAGGAGAGCUCGAGGACAAGCUUCCAACAGUGUUCUUCGAUGAAGAACAGAGGGCAAAGGAUUCGCAGUGCUGCGUGUGCUUGGGAGAGUUCGAAAUGGAAGAGGAGUUGCUCCAAGUGCCGUCCUGCAAGCACGUGUUCCACAUCGACUGCAUCCGCCACUGGCUCCACGCCAACUCCACUUGCCCUCUCUGCCGCUGCUCCGUCGUCCCCUCCGCCGCCGCCAAGUCUCAAGGCUGGCCGCUGCCCCACCAGCAAGACGGCCGGAGCUCCUCGGACCCCGCGCGGGCGCUCGUUCGUCCCGAUCCGGAGCAGCCGGAACAGCUUCGACAAGAAGACGUCACUAUACCAAUCCGAGGUUCGAGCUCAAGUGGGGAUGCUUGCUUUGGGGAAUCGCAAUCCGUGAUUGUGGACGUCCAAGCGCUCGAGUCUUUACGAAACACGACAUGAGAGGCUCUCUCGAUUUCUGGUUGGGCAUGGAACAUGAAAA
This is a messenger RNA of Rhodamnia argentea, 900 nucleotides long. RefSeq names its product probable E3 ubiquitin-protein ligase RHA4A. The transcript is spliced from 3 exons. Lineage: Eukaryota; Viridiplantae; Streptophyta; Magnoliopsida; Myrtales; Myrtaceae. Bases 168 to 860 code for a protein of 230 amino acids. The record is from RefSeq and is a predicted model, not a curated record.